Molecule: messenger RNA, 1786 nt
Organism: Eruca vesicaria subsp. sativa (arugula)
Lineage: Eukaryota; Viridiplantae; Streptophyta; Magnoliopsida; Brassicales; Brassicaceae
Source: the annotation of a GenBank genome assembly
CCGGAAAUAGACAUAUUUAUUUUUUUAAAAAUAAUUUUCGUUUAUCCAACUUGUCAUCAAGCUUCUCCUCUCAAUCCAAUCACUCAUAUCUCUGUUUCUCCCCAACACGCCAAAUUGAUUUUUUUUCAGACAUUACCUCUUCCUCUGUCUCCUCUAUUAUCGUUGCGGUCAAUAACAGAUUCCGAACCGUUUUUUAUCCAUUUUCGGAUCAUAAAUUCCACAAAAAAAAAAAAACCCUAACUUUCAAUUCAAUUCGAUUCGAUAAUUCUCUUCGUUGUUGAAUGGAGCUAAAAAGUCUCCUCCUUUCACCUCACCGGAGAAAAAAAUGGCUCCUUUUGAUUGCCCUCUCCGGCGUCUCCGGCUACGGAGCUUACAAAGUCUACCAUCUACCUUCCGUCACCAGAAAGAGACGACGCCUCACGAAGCUCCUCUCCGCUCUCCUCUCCGUCGCCGAACUAAUCUCCGAAUCAGCCGAGACCUUGACCACCGUCUCACGCGACCUAAACUCCUUCCUCACCUCAGAUUCCGACGAGAUCCCGAACAGCUUCAAACAGAUCGCGAAGAUCGCAACUUCCGACGAGUUUGCGGAUUCUCUCUCGAGGGUCUCUCAGGCUUUGACAGUCGGUGUCUCUCGUGGGUUAAAGUCUGAGUCUUGUAAUAACGGUUCGGAGGAGACGAGUUUUGUUGAUAAGGUUUUCUCGAAAGCUGGUUCUGGUUUUUUCUCUGUUGUUGUUGGUAGUUUUGCUAAGAAUCUUGUUCUCGGGUUUCGGUCCAAUGAGGGGGUGACACGUGGUGGUGAGGAUGAUGAUGAGGAGAGGAGGGGGACAACGCCUCAGUGGUUGUUGAGUUUGCUUUGUGAUGAUAAGUGUAGAGAGCUUUUGGCUGAUUGUAUUGAGAGGUUUACUAGCACAGCGGUGGCUGUUUAUUUAGAUAAGACGAUGGAUAUUAAUGCUUUUGAUCAGAUCUUUGAAGGGAUGACGAAUCCUAAGCAUGGAGAUAGUGUUAAGGACGUUCUUGUUUCGGUUUGUAACGGUGCGCUUGAAACUGUUGUAAGGACGUCUCAUGAAGUGUUUACUACAGCUUCGUCAAAGUCUAGUAGUGCCGUGAUAGAAGAGGUUGAAGAAGACGAUUGUGGUUCCUCGAGAAAUGGUUGGACCGAUGCUAUCUCAACUACGUUAGCGGUUCCAAGUAACAGGAGGUUUAUGUUUGAUGUAACGGGGAGAGUGACAUUGGAAACCACGAAGUCAAUUAUUGGAUUCUUGAUGUUGAAGACACUAGAAGGGUUUAGAAGGAGCUUUGAAGUGGUGCAGGGAGAGGUUACAGAGAGAGGACGCCAAGUGGUUGGGUAUGUUGGAGCUAAAGCUUCUGUUAUUGUCACGGUAUGGCUCGCUUUGUACUUGCACAUCAUAAGCCGCUGUGUUCGGAACUCUCCUAUAGGCGUAAACCAACACUUUUAGUACUACUUCAGAUGAAGAAGAACGGAUUGAUUUGUUUGGAUAUAUGAAAAUGUAUUGGUUAGGUACACGUGAUUCAUCAGCUUCCUUCUUACUAUAUUUUUCAUGGUUGGAGCUGAAAACAAUUUAUAUAAUGUGUGUAUGUAUGUGCACAAACUUAUUCUUAUUGAUCGAUUAUAGAUUAACUACGAUGGUUCUUGGAACAUUGAAGUUUGAAAUGUAAUAUUUCGAUCUUUACACUUCCUUGGACAAUGGCCUUUGCUGGUUAUAGAUUCCCAUUUGCCUAAAAUGGUGUUGUAGACAACUUUUGUGGUAGUGGGACGAACUUCGAC